Molecule: messenger RNA, 2490 nt
Organism: Daktulosphaira vitifoliae (grape phylloxera)
Lineage: Eukaryota; Metazoa; Arthropoda; Insecta; Hemiptera; Phylloxeridae
Exons: 2
Coding region: 523-2115 (530 amino acids)
Source: RefSeq, a predicted model, not a curated record
CUACUAAUAAUUAAUAACUUCAAUUUAUAAUAAUUAUAAAUUGAAGUUUUGUUUUAUGAAUAUUUUAAAUAUGUUUUAAUAAUUAAUUUAAUCAGAAUUAUUUGUAUAUACUUGUUAACUGGUUGAAAAUAAAUAAAUUUCAUGGAUACACUAAGUAGUGUAUUUUUACUAAUCAUGUUGAUUUCCGCUCUACUAUAAAAUCACCUACAACUGUAAUAAACAACAGAUAAAAUAAAAAUAUUAUUUAUUGUGCUUCAAUACUUUGUGAAUACUUUAAAAUAAUGGCAAAUUUCAUAAAAAAGUAUUGCGGAACUUUGAAAAAGAAGAUUGGCUGCAUAAAAAAGAAGAAAAGUAACUAUGCAUACUUGAACAUGUUACGCCGAUAUUUAGGGGCUAUUUUUGAUAAAUUGAUAAUCUUUCAUGACUAAUUUCUACAAAAAAUAAUAGACUUAAUUUUAUUUGACAAUACUUUGUUUAGCCAUCCUGUUAGAUCGCGAAUGUCAAACCAGCACUCAAACUCAAAUGGACGUACCAUCACUUGAUGCGACUGCAAAUUAUAAUAAACCCAUUGCUAUAUCAAAGGGACUCACCCAGACUAAUCCAGUCAUUGAAUUAAACGUGUCAGGAACCCAAGUUGUAAUUGUUGUUCGUACAGAAACUGCGGCACAAAGCUUUGUAUCAUAUUCUGAGCAAUGUACACAGGUCGGUUCCGUUACUGGGAUGAUUGAGUCGGUUACGCAAACUGUUGAAACUACUUUAGAUGUCAAACAUAUAGAGACAGGUUCACAGUGCUCUGUAUCAUAUUCCGAACAAUAUACACAGGUCGAUUGCGUUGCUAAAAUGAUUGAGUCGGUUACGCAAACUGUUGAAACUACUUUAGAUGUCAAACAUAUAGAGACAGGUUCACAGUGCUCUGUAUCAUAUUCCGAACAAUAUACACAGGUCGAUUGCGUUGCUAAAAUGAUUGAGUCGGUUACGCAAACUGUUGAAACUACUUUAGAUGUCAAACAUAUAGAGACAGGUUCACAGUGCUCUGUAUCAUAUUCCGAACAAUAUACACAGGUCGAUUGCGUUGCUAAAAUGAUUGAGUCGGUUACGCAAACUGUUGAAACUACUUUAGAUGUCAAACAUAUAGAGACAGGUUCACAGUGCUCUGUAUCAUAUUCCGAACAAUAUACACAGGUCGAUUGCGUUGCUAAAAUGAUUGAGUCGGUUACGCAAACUGUUGAAACUACUUUAGAUGUCAAACAUAUAGAGACAGGUUCACAGUGCUCUGUAUCAUAUUCCGAACAAUAUACACAGGUCGAUUGCGUUGCUAAAAUGAUUGAGUCGGUUACGCAAACUGUUGAAACUACUUUAGAUGUCAAACAUAUAGAGACAGGUUCACAGUGCUCUGUAUCAUAUUCCGAACAAUAUACACAGGUCGAUUGCGUUGCUAAAAUGAUUGAGUCGGUUACGCAAACUGUUGAAACUACUUUAGAUGUCAAACAUAUAGAGACAGGUUCACAGUGCUCUGUAUCAUAUUCCGAACAAUAUACACAGGUCGAUUGCGUUGCUAAAAUGAUUGAGUCGGUUACGCAAACUGUUGAAACUACUUUAGAUGUCAAACAUAUAGAGACAGGUUCACAGUGCUCUGUAUCAUAUUCCGAACAAUAUACACAGGUCGAUUGCGUUGCUAAAAUGAUUGAGUCGGUUACGCAAACUGUUGAAACUACUUUAGAUGUCAAACAUAUAGAGACAGGUUCACAGUGCUCUGUAUCAUAUUCCGAACAAUGUACACAGGUCGAUUGCGUUGCUAAAGUGAUUGAGACGGUUACGCAAACUAUUGAAUCAUCUUUAGAUGUCAAACAUAUAGAGACAGGUUCACAGUGCUCUGUAUCAUAUUCCGAACAAUGUACACAGGUCGAUUGCGCUGCUAAAGUGAUUGAGAUGGUUACGCAAACUAUUGAAUCAUCUUUAGAUGUCAAACAUAUAGAGGCUGGUUCACAGUGCUCUGUAUCAACUUGCGAACUUAGUACGCAAACCAACUCCGUUACCAAGGAAAUAAAAGGUAUUACUACAAUUUGUUAUACUAAAUAUUGCUAUAACGCCAUAAAAAAUCUUGAUUCUUUAUGAUAUAGCAAUGCUAUACUUAAAUAGCUUUAAGCUCUAACCAAUAUUGAACUGCUGAUAGAGUUUAUUUGUUCAUUCGAGUACUUUUUGUCUUUUUUUUGUUGAACUAAAAAACUGUCAAUAAUUAUUUAUAGUUCAAAAAUGUUGUACAUAUUUUUCUAAUUUGAUCAUGUAAGCUGAUUGGAAAUGUUCAUAAUUUGUAAAAAUAUGCCAUCAAUAUUAAUGUCCGAGGCAUUACUAACGCCUAGUUUAUCAUUUUAAUAAUGUAAUUUAUUAUUUUUCAAAAAAUAUUAAUUUAAGUUUGCUAAUGAAUAAUAAAAGAAAAUAGAAUUAGUUUGUUUAUAAAUCGAAUUAGAAUAUACAACGUGAUCGAUUAAG